Messenger RNA from Trematosphaeria pertusa, 859 nucleotides. Its product is annotated as ubiquitin-conjugating enzyme E2 2. Bases 104 to 559 code for a protein of 151 amino acids. The transcript is spliced from 4 exons. Lineage: Eukaryota; Fungi; Ascomycota; Dothideomycetes; Pleosporales; Trematosphaeriaceae. Gene Ontology annotation, cellular component: HULC complex. The record is from RefSeq and is a predicted model, not a curated record. Gene Ontology annotation, biological process: proteasome-mediated ubiquitin-dependent protein catabolic process; DNA repair; protein polyubiquitination. Gene Ontology annotation, molecular function: ubiquitin conjugating enzyme activity.
CCUUUGCGCGAGUCCGACAGCAGCAGUCCACCACCUAUCUCCACCCUUACGACGCAGCCCGACUACCUGCUUUAUCUCGAGUAUUUCCGCCGACUAAACCACCAUGUCUACUGCAGCCCGCCGCCGGUUGAUGCGAGACUUCAAGCGCAUGCAAACUGACCCCCCCGCUGGCGUCUCCGCAUCCCCCAUCGCCGACAAUGUCAUGACCUGGAACGCCGUCAUUAUCGGACCCGCAGACACGCCAUUCGAAGAUGGGACAUUUAGAUUGGUGAUGCACUUUGAGGAGGCAUACCCCAACAAGCCACCGGGCGUCAAGUUCAUCAGCCAGAUGUUCCACCCUAACGUAUAUGGCACGGGGGAGCUCUGUCUAGAUAUUCUCCAGAAUCGCUGGAGUCCGACAUACGAUGUUGCCGCCAUCCUGACCAGCAUUCAGAGUCUCCUCAACGACCCGAACACGUCGUCGCCCGCCAACGUCGAAGCCUCAAACCUGUACAAAGACAACCGCCGGGAAUAUACCAAGCGUGUGCGUGAGACGGUGGAGAAGAGUUGGGAGGACUGAGGCAUGCUGCAUGAAUCAUAGCACAGGCAACCUAUCACGACAAGGCACAUGUGAGGAGUUAUUCGGCAUGGAGUAGCGGUUAUACCAGUUUGGCAUGUCCUGCGGUCUGCUUUGUUUCCAUUCCCAUAGCGAAGGCGUUGGGGUUCUCUACGAUUUAAUACAUGGCGGCUUAGCUAGUCCAAGUGUCUUUAGUCUCAACUUGCAUCAUAGUUAAUCCCAAACUCAGCUGCACUUCCAGGGCUUGUGAGUAUGCCAAAGCUGAGUGGACGCGCCCAGCAGGAAGUGCGUCACGCUCACUGG